Messenger RNA from Protopolystoma xenopodis, 390 nucleotides. NCBI's taxonomy places the organism in Eukaryota, Metazoa, Platyhelminthes, Monogenea, Polystomatidea, Polystomatidae. The record is from the annotation of a GenBank genome assembly.
AUGUCUCAGCAGCCUAUUCUCAGCCGCGGCAAACCAACUAGAGUAAACGAACUGACUCAUGCUUCAGGAAUCGUAUUCGAUGGCCGCGACGACCAAUGCGAGUCGGCUACCCAAUCAACAGGGCUGUCAGGUCUUGCAUUAGGCCUAGCUCGUCUGUCCCGUUGGCAUGAGGCACAAGCCUUUGUUGUGCAAUGCUACAGGCUUGCCACUGAGCAUGCACCUGACAGUCAGCCUGCCUGGCAAGCAUGGGCUAUGGCAAAUUAUGCUGUUAUUGGGCAACUGGAUGUAGCAAAGGCUCAACUGGAUAAGUGGGAGCAGACCUUGGAACAAGUAGGCUCAAAAUUUUGUCCCCAUUUUAGGAAAUUCACAAGAGUAUCACGACGAGUGUGA